Molecule: messenger RNA, 690 nt
Organism: Dinoponera quadriceps
Lineage: Eukaryota; Metazoa; Arthropoda; Insecta; Hymenoptera; Formicidae
Exons: 1
Coding region: 1-690 (229 amino acids)
Source: RefSeq, a predicted model, not a curated record
AUGUCCGCACGGUCAGUGAAACAAUUAUUGGAAAGAAUUCGAAAAAUAAGUGAAGCGAAUUCAGGCGGGGAAUGUUCUAUAUCUGAAGAUGAGCAAAGUAAAAGUCGAAGUGAUUUUCCAGACAAUGAGGAAAGUCAGCAUGAUGAUGUGUUUGACGAUGAAGAUGAGAAUGUUUUGAAUGUCCGUAGAGAACAAAGACGCCGAAGAUUUUUAUCGGAUUCUGAAAGUGAUAAUGAGCAGAAUAUUGAAGACAUUGUAACGGCUCGUGAUGAAACAGUUUGGCAUCGAAUCAAAGAAGGGCCGACAAGCGAGAGACCACCAUUUACCUUUAAAGAAGUGUUAUGUCCAACGGCACACGCCAAACGAAGAUUUAUGUCUGGUAAAGUCAAAUCAGCAUUUUCGGUGAUAAUAGAUCAUACCAUUAUUGACAGGAUAAAAAAAUGUACAGAAGCAGAAGCCUUACGAGUUUUGGGGUCUAAAUGGGAUCUGCCUAUUCCAAAAUUAUAUACCUUCAUCGCAGUUUUAUAUGCACGUGGUGCUUAUCAGGCAAAAAAUUUAUCUAUUUCAUACCUGUGGAAUUCGAAAUGGAGACCUCCUUUAUUUUCGAAUGCUAUGAGCGCAGAAACGCUUUCUCAGAAAUUUCGAGAUUUCUCCGAUUCAACAACAGAAUGCAACGAAUCCAACGUUUGA